Messenger RNA from Asparagus officinalis (garden asparagus), 990 nucleotides. RefSeq names its product protein CWC15 homolog. The transcript has a single exon. The record is from RefSeq and is a predicted model, not a curated record. Lineage: Eukaryota; Viridiplantae; Streptophyta; Magnoliopsida; Asparagales; Asparagaceae. Bases 28 to 678 code for a protein of 216 amino acids.
UCUUUCUAACGAAAACAAGAAAAUCCAAUGGCUAGUUUAAAAAUGGCACACUUAGUGCUUAUGGGGAUGCUUCUGAUGUCAUUUCUACCCAAAUAUACCAUUGCACAGCUCAGGCCUAUGUGCAUUUCCCAGUUUGCCCUUGUCAACCAAGCCUGUGCUGUUCUGAAAUUCACAGAUGCCCCCAGUGAUCGAAACAACACCAACAGGAUUCAAGUAGCCUCUGAUAAUGACGACGACGACGAUGAUGACAAUGACGACGAUGAUGACAAUGGCAACGACGCCGAUAAUGAUGACGAUGAUCCAGACGAGCCUGAACAUGACAAUAGACAAAGAAACCGAAAUGGCAACAGAACAAGGCGUGGAAAUAGAAACAGCAAUGGACAAAGGCAAGGAAAUAGAAAUGGCAACGGGCAAAGGCACAGGAAUGGAAAUGGCAACAGGCAAAGGCACGGACAUGGCCAUGGAAAUGGACAUGGAAGUAGGCAUGGACAUGGAGGGAGGCAUGGGGAUGACCCACGAGUGUUCAGGGACUGCUGCCGAUGGCUGGAUGAGGUUGAUGAGUCAUGUGUAUGCACUGCUUUGCUCCGCUUGCCUCCAUUCCUUGUCAAGCCUAAGCACCGAUACUUCAUCAAGGUGGGGGACACUUGUGACCGCACUUUUGACUGUCAUGGGGCUUAGAAAAGUUUCUAGGGCUAGUCUAACUUGAUACGUGGAACUUUGGGUUGUAGUAUGUCUUGGUUAGCAUUAGUGCUGUGAGUGGUAUGAGUCGCAUUAUUACUAUGUUUUCGCUAGAUAUUGGCAAUUGAGUGUGUGGGUAUAAGUCGUGUCUAGCUUCAAUGUUAGUAACUUAAUCUCCUAUAUAUGUCUCGUAUUGCAUGUUCCUCAAUCGUUAUAUUAAUUGCAAUUAUAAUAAGGAGUUCUGGGUUUGUUGCAACAGAAAUGUUGCAGAUUUGAUAGAGGAAAUGAACUUGAUUCCGUUUAUUUGGUUUA